Molecule: messenger RNA, 768 nt
Organism: Aspergillus thermomutatus
Lineage: Eukaryota; Fungi; Ascomycota; Eurotiomycetes; Eurotiales; Aspergillaceae
Exons: 3
Coding region: 1-768 (255 amino acids)
Source: RefSeq, a predicted model, not a curated record
AUGUAUGCACCUCAACGCAAGAGCAUCUAUACCGGCCUCACGGUCAAGGAGGCCAUCUCAAAGCUUUUGACAGAUCUCGAAACGAUCGAGUUGCGAGGGAGCCUUAAACCCCAUGAGAUAAGACGCGCCGAAAAUGCUGUUCGUUUGAUCCAUGAGGAGUUGCCGCAGCCCGAGGUGUCCAAGGCCGAUAAAAGACGUGAGAAAUACCGGACCUUCCUGAAGAAAGUCAAGGAAGACUCGGGUAUGGUGGUCGCGAUUCCGUGUGGUAUCAUCUUGAGGCAGACAAUUAUCGGGUGCAUGACAGAAUAUCAUCGUCUUCGCCUGCCCUCGGAAAUUAAGAAGCAUGAGAGGCAUUUCAAGACAUCGUUCUUUCAAGGGUUGGUUCAAGAAUACGCAGGUCCUCAAACGAACAUCCUACAACAGUCGAGCGAUGCUGAAGACAUCAACGGAGUAGAGACGGAUGAUUCCGAAUUGGCAGUAUCAGUUCCAGUCUUGGAUGUUCCUACUACCAAGCAAGUGCAGCGUGGGACAGAGAAUACCUCCGAUACUCAUGGAGGCACAUCCCCAGAGGCACAACACAGAUCUCUUUCGGGGCGCGUCUUUGCGUUGACGCACGAAGACGCCCGCGCAGUUGUCAUGUCAAAUCAAAUAUCUGGAGCGGUUUGGAUGACAGACCCUUACGAUAAUGCAUCGCUGUCAUUCAUAACAAUUCCCAUAUCGGAUGAGGUUGCUCUCUAUUUUAGUGAUCAGCGCCGACGCGUCAUGUGA